UGGGGCUGUUGGCGAGUGUUCUUCCUGCGUUUGACUCGUUUGACGCAACAACACACUUUUCCUGAAAAUCAUUUUUACUUCGUGAAGCUGGACAGUCGCCGCCGCCAGGCAACGAAUUGAACCUCUGCUGGUACUUCGUGUUUAAACGUAUUCAGGAUGAAUUGUGAACUUCUGGCAACAUGCAGCGCUCUUGGAUACCUGGAGGGAGACACUUAUCACAAAGAAGCUGAUUGUUUAGAGAGUGUGAAAGACUUGAUCAGGUUCUUGCGCUAUGAAGAUGACACCCGUGAUGUCCGCCAGCAACUGGGCGAAGGCCACAUCAUAAAACAUGACCUUCUGCCUAUUAUCACUCAGCAUGGGCAUGACAAGGCCUUGUUUGAUGCCUGCAUACGGCUCAUGGUGAAUCUAACACAACCUGCUAUGCUCUGCUUUGGGAAGGUUCCUGAUGACCCUGUGUUUAGACAUCACUUUUUGCAAGUGACUUCUCAUUUACAAGCCUACAAAGAGGCAUUUGCUACUGAGAAGGUGUUUGGAGUUUUAAGUGAGACGCUGUACAACCUGUUACAAAUGGAAUGGGAGCAGAGGCAGGAAGAAGACAACCUUCUGAUUGAGAGAAUUCUGCUGCUGGUCAGGAAUGUGCUUCAUGUACCUGCAGACCCUUUGGAGGAGAAGAAAGUGGAUGAUGAUGCCAGUGUCCACGACAAGCUGCUCUGGGGCAUUCACAUGAGCGGUUUCGAUGACCUGGUCAAGUUUUUGGCAUCAGCCCAGAGUGAGCAGCAGUGGAGUAUGCACGUGUUGGAAAUCAUCUCCCUCAUGUUCAGAGACCAGACACCGGACACUUUGGUGAGUGCGGGACACGCUCGCUCAGCAGAAGAGAAGCAGAGAGACACUUCGGAGCUGGAGGGGCUGAGGCAGAGGGAGCAGGCAGCGAAACGUUCUCGCACACUGCAAAGAGGAACCAGACAUUCACGGUUUGGAGGGUCUUUUGUUGUGAAAGGCCUUAAGGCAAUUGGAGACAAUGAGGUGAUUUAUCACAGAAAUGUUCACAAUUUCAAAAACUACACUCACGACAUGGGUAAAGCUGUGAGACGCGUUCCCAGGCGCAAUCGACAGGCCCAGGACUGUAUGAACAAACGGCGCUCGGCUUUAAACGUGCGACUCUUCCUGCGAGAGUUUUGUGUGGACUUCUUAGAAAACUGCUACAAUCGCCUCAUGUACAUUGUCAAGGAAAGCCUGAUUCGAGAGGAGUCUCAGGAGCAUGAUGAGACCUACUACCUGUGGGCACUCAGCUUCUUCAUGGCCUUCAACCGCUGCAACAAUUUCCGUGCCGAUUUAGUUUCUGAGACCAUGUCCACCCGCACGUUCCAUUUUAUGGAGCGAAACAUCACCAACUACUACGAGAUGAUUUUGACCGACCGCAAAGAGGCCACGUCCUGGUCCCGCAGGAUGCACCUGGCACUGAAGGCAUAUCAGGAGCUGCUAAUGACUGUAAACGAGAUGGACCGAUCACAAGAUGAAAGCAUCCGCCACAGCGCCAAUGUUAUCAAAAGUAACAUAUUCUACCUAAUGGAAUAUAGGGAGAUAUUCCUGACUUUGCUGAGAAAGUACGAUGGGACCAAACAGCCUCAGUCGUAUCUUAAAGACCUGGUGGAGUCAACCCAUCUCUUCCUGCGUAUGUUAGAGCGCUUCUGCAAAGGUCGCAGGAACUUGGUGGUGCAGAAAAAGAAAGUGAAGCGGAAAAAGUCUCGAGGAGAGAAAAACCAGCCAGUUGUAGAAAGGACCCCGGAAGCUCUGGCAGACACCUGGAAGAUUGUGGAGGAACAACUGAAGGGUAUAAAGUUUCAGCUGUCAGAGUCUUUAACUGCGCACAUUGUGCCUUUCGAUUGCACAUCUGAAACUCCUCUCGAGGAGCAGCGGACUGAGGCCAUGGUGAGGAUGCAGGAUGCGCUGCAGGCUCAGUUAGGACCAGAGGCUUUAGCACUCCUGAGGGCUGCCAGGGAAGUGUGGCCCGAGGGAGAUGUGUUUGGCUCGACUGAUGUGGAACCUGAAGAAGAACUUGAAUUGCUCAAGCAGAUCUUACAUGCAGAGCUGCCAAGGUCAGCUCCUCCUGAGACUCAAAUGGAAGAGGAUGAUGAGGAUGAUGCAGAUCUCGAAGAGGAAGAAGAGUUGGAGGCCGUCCAGGUUUCUGAAACUGAGUUCAAAUUUUUGGACUUCAUCAAGAAGUUUGCCAACCCCGGCAUUGUGCAUCCAUACCUGGUCUUACUCAAAUCUUACUCAAAAAACACGCCUCACACUAACCACUGCAUCGCUCGAAUGCUUCACCGUGUAGCAUUUGACCUCAAAAUGGACGCGUUGCUGUACCAGCUGUCUGUCUUCCAUCUCUUCAACAAGAUCCUGAGGGAUGCAGCUGCCUCUGCUUACAAGGAGCUGGUCACCUUUGCCAAGUAUGUGCUAAACCGUUUCUUUUCGCUGGCAGCCACCAACAACAAGGCCUAUGUUGAACUGUUGUUCUGGAAAAAUGUUGGCGCUGUGCGUGAGAUGACUGAAGGCUAUGGCAAAGACAAAGCAGAAAAAAUGCCAGCUUGGAGUGAAGAGGAGGAGCAGGAAUUGCGCACCCUUUAUGAAGAGCACCAACACUCUGAAGUGCCAGACAUUGUGGAGACUCUGUUGCCAUUGCUAAGCAACAAUACACGCACACGGAGGCAGGUCGUUACCCAGCUGGUGCGCAUGGGUCUUGUGGACAGCACUAAAGAGCUGAAGAAACCCAAGAAAGGUACUGGGAUCGUUCUUUGGACUGAGGACCAGGAAGAAGAACUUCAGAUGCUCUAUGAAGAAUACAAAGACUCUGAUGAUGUGCUUGGCAACAUCCUUAAGAAGCUCACAGCCAAGCGCUCCCGUGCACGUGUGGUGGACAAGCUGCUCAGUAUGGGCCUGGUGUCAGAGAGGCGAGAACUUUACAAGAAGAGGAGUCGAAGUUCUUGUCCAAAGAGCUCGGGCACACAAAUGUCUGAAGAGGAAUUCCUAGCUGGACUCGCGCAAGAUUUCCCAGAUGAGUCUCUGAACAGAGAGGAAGAUGAGUCUGAAGAGAGUGAGGAAGAAGAUGAGGAGGAAAAGAAAGAAAGACAGAAUGCUGGCAGCAGGACGAGCCACAGCUUUGUGUCUGAAGGGGAGAGGAGAACUGAUGUUGCCACCAUGGUCACGAUGCUGCAUAAGAAAGGCAUGUCUGAAGCCCUUGGGUGGUUACAACGCUGUCUAGACCGAGCAGCUAAGGGCCGGGAAGAUGAUGGUUUUUCCCAGGCUGCUCCUCUUGUCCCUCUCACUGAGGCAUGUGAAGACGCCAUGGAGGACAAGAGCUUCCAUAAAUUGCUGUGCAAACUGGGGAUGCGGGCGCCUGCAAAUGAACAGGAGACGUUUUGGAGAAUCCCAGAAAAGAUCAUCCCAUCUCAGCUCCGAUGUGCAGCUGCGUCUCUCAGUCAAAAUCUGGAUGAAUCUGAAAGGGAGGAAGUCCUUGUGGAAGAAGGUGGACCACCUGAAGAUCAUCAGGAGGGGAAGAGCAAGGCCUCUGAUUCACAACGAGCACACGCUUUGAGGGCCCUAUUGAUUGCACGCAAGAGGAAACAGCACUCCAACAAAGAUGAAGCCUAUCAGGAUUUGGAGGGUGCAGACAGUUCAUUUGAGAGGCCCCAAGAGAAGACAACUAAAAGAAGCAGAGUUUUGGAUGAUGAAGAGGAGGAAGAUGAUGGUUUCAUCGUUGCACUGGAAAUUGAUACAAAUGGUGAAGCAGAUUCAGAAGAGGAAAAUAUUUCCGCACCAGUGAAGCGACGACGGAAGAUGGUAUUAAUUGAUGAAGAAGAGGAUGAGGAUUAGUUGAGAAUCCUUGCAAUGCGGUCAAUACAGUGAAAACAAACUCCCAAAGAAACAGUUCCUUGUUAUAAGGCAUAGUUAGGUUUAAUGUACCCUACAUUAAGAAUACUGUCAUUGUGUACUUGAUUGUUGAUUAAGGGAGUGUUUUGAGGCAACUGAGGCAAAAGGUAAUGCACUUCAGUUCUAUUGCGACUAGCCUAUGCACAUCCAGGCUAUAUCCACAGACAUCCUUGGAUACCAUUAUUCUGAUCAACAUGAGAAGAUAAUUAAAUGAUUGUUAACUUUCCCCGUUGCCAAAUGGCCACCCCUAUUUUGUAGUCAUACUAUGAAACAUAUUUUGUUUAUUGCCUUCUCUUUGGACUUCCAAUAUAAAUAUGCACAUCUUUUAUGUCUUGCAAUUAAACUUGAUACCUGCUCUUACAACAAA
Molecule: messenger RNA, 4291 nt
Organism: Phycodurus eques (leafy seadragon)
Lineage: Eukaryota; Metazoa; Chordata; Actinopteri; Syngnathiformes; Syngnathidae
Gene: timeless
Product: timeless circadian clock
Exons: 30
Coding region: 157-3867 (1236 amino acids)
Biological process (GO): DNA replication checkpoint signaling; replication fork arrest; DNA repair
Cellular component (GO): replication fork protection complex
Molecular function (GO): DNA binding
Source: RefSeq, a predicted model, not a curated record